AACGGCCGCCGGAGGGCGUUUUGUCCUGUGUGUGGGAGCGCUCUGGGGGGGCAGGGGGGGGGGGUGGUUGCUGGGGUGGGAGGCGUGUGGAACCCCGUCUUCUGCCCCUGGGGAAGGGAAGCCUGAGUAGAAUAUGGCCUGGGGGAGGGGGCUGUCCCUUCUGUGGCACUGCUGGGAGGAGAAAGAAAAGAAGAUGGAGUGGUUCAAACAGCGUACCUAUGCCCGACAGAGACCGAAGAAUGUGUACUGCUCCUCCCCCGUGCCAAGGGGGGCGCUAUCAGGUCCCCGAGGCAGCAGAAAAGCCAGCACUCUCCAGCCCUGCUGCCACCUCUUCCAGUCCCAUGCCCAAAGUGUGAACGGAAAUCCCAAUCGGAAAGCCUUACCAAAAAUCAAAGAAAACUCUGAAGUGACCAAAACAAAUAGUUCAUCUGAUCAGAGUGAUCAAUUAAAUGAUGAGAAAAUUACAUGUAUGGAAGAAAAUGAAGACAUCAGGGAAAAAAGCACUAUGCUGUUGAGGGAAUCUCUACAUAUCAACUCUGAAAGUAAAGAAAGUUUGAAAAACAGUGAGACUACUUCAGGAUUGACUCUGCCUACAGGUGUCUCUACCUUUCUACUGCACUGUUUGGACAUGGAUUCCAGUACAGAGUCUACUGAUAGCAUGAAUAGUUGCCCAUCACCUGAAAUAUUCAGGGAUGAAGACAGUUUAGACAGAAAUAAUUCCAAUCCUGAGGAAUUUCUCAAAUAUAAGAAUUCUACUCUCCUGGACACCAGCAAAGCAGUGACCAUAGAUAAGAUGCUGCAGCUUUCAAAUCUUUCAGAGAUAUUAGAGGCCAUAUCAGAGGGUCAUCAAGACCAGUACGUUGGGAGAGAGUCACCAUCAAAAUGCAAUAAAGAUUCUUCUGAAUUGAUGAAUGUUUCAACAGUUGUAGCAGGAAAACAAACGUGUAAAAUUGCAUCUACUAUGGAGAAAACUCUGGAUAUAAAAAGGAGUACAUUCUCUUCAUUACGGGCAAGACCAAAGAGACAGCUUGAUAACCAAAAUGCUAAUUCUAAAAACAUGAAGUGCCGGAAAAAAGUAAAAUUCAGCAGCCUGUUAACAAGUGAGACAUCUUCAUGCCAUCAGCUUGCAUCUCCUGCAGAACCAGACAUUGAGAUGGAAAUGAAUUCUAAAGUAUUGAUCGCAGAAAAAAAUAGACAAUUGCUAACAAGCACAGCAUACUUUCAGCCAGAAGAAUUAGAGUUUAACUUGUCACCAGUACACAAGGCCUCUUUUGAUGAAGACUUAUUCCUAAAUUCAACGGGUCCAUAUGUAAACUCAGAAGAAAUUGCUCCUGCAUCUUUGAGUUCAGAAGAAAAAAUUUAUCAGUCUCUGCACAACAAAGAAACACAAAACAAGAAAUCAAAUACACAAAACAAAGAAAUCUGCUCUAUUAUUAAAACGUCACCGGGGCUUAAGGUCUCCAUGGUUCACCGAACUCCAGUAAACAGAAACACAUUGCAUUCCCCUGAAGGAAUACCUGAAGAUGUUAUUACAAGUACCAAAAACUGGGUCUACAGUGACCAUGGAUGAGCUCUUUGGUUUUCUUCAGGAGUCAAAUGAAAGAAUUAAAGGUCCCUCUGUAAGGGGCAGAAGUAUAUGAUCACAAUAUAGAAGAGGAGGCUCACAGAAGUGUAACUUGCAUUGUAUAGUGUAGUUCAUUAUCUACAGAUGUCAGUUGUUGAGGCAUUUGAAAUAGCAUGUUCAUGCAUGCCUUGCAGGAAGUUCUUAAUUGGUUUAAAAAAAUUGUACAAAUAAGUAAUAUUUCAACUCGGGCAGUGUUCUGUAGGUGUACCAUAUAGUCAGUUAAUCUAUAUUUAAUUAAUUGAAAGAAUAUGCAUGGAGGGAUGGGUGAUUAAAUUGUAUGAAAUAGAAACAUUUGGAUUGAUAUGCCAACUUGCUAAUAUUUAUAAAGAAAAUUAUGAAAACUUUAAAA
Molecule: messenger RNA, 1973 nt
Organism: Dermochelys coriacea (leatherback sea turtle)
Lineage: Eukaryota; Metazoa; Chordata; Testudines; Dermochelyidae
Gene: MEIKIN
Product: meiotic kinetochore factor
Exons: 15
Coding region: 134-1570 (478 amino acids)
Biological process (GO): female meiosis chromosome segregation; male meiosis chromosome segregation; homologous chromosome segregation
Cellular component (GO): kinetochore
Source: RefSeq, a predicted model, not a curated record